UGUUCCUGACUGACUAUGGGAAUUAUUUCGGUUUCCAAGGCGAUCGUUUUUCUUGUCGUUGCGUGUCUAUCUUGUCCCGGACAUCGUUAUGUGGACGGCCAAAUUGUAAAGCCUUACAUCCGUACCGGCUUAACGCUCCGAAUCGUCGUCCGCUAUCCUGAAUCCGAAUUAGUUAAUCGCUCGCUGCCGACGGAUUUGUUUAUCGUUGGUAACGGACUAGGAUUGGCAUGGGACGACCCACAACCGUUAACGAGGCCAGGAACAACCGACACUUGGUCGAUCGAUUUGAAGUUCUCUGGUUUGCCCGAUGGUUAUGGCUGCGCCGAGUGUAUCCAUAACAACGUCCUGCCAGUCAAUGGUCGCCUCGAAUAUCGUAUUUUGACCAGCAACAAAACGGACAUGCUAGGUCCCAAUCACGGAACGCAUGUCCAUAUUUCAAAACUGGAGGCCAAUUUUCCGGUCCGGGAAGAAUUCUCAUACCCAUACUUUUUCACAAGAUCAGGCUCCGUACAUGCAACAACUGUCCAAUCAUUGGUCAACCAGAUCAUCGGCACCCGCAUUUGGGGUUAUUACUUGCCUCCAAGCUAUAAUGAAAACCAUUAUAAAACGUACAAGACGUUUGUGGUACCUGACCUGAGCCCUGCAUACAUGGAACUGUAUCGCUUCUCCUUUGACGAUAUUUUUGUGGAAAAGGCCAUUGCGGAAGAAGUUGUCUUUAUUGGAUCAAAUGACUAUUCGUUGUCGAAUCCACCACAAGGAGAUCCCAUAAACGACGAUGGCCGUAUUGCUUUUCUUACUCCGGUUCCUGGCAUACAGUACUAUUGUUAUAACGGUGAUUGGUCCGAUAACUGCGCUGGUUGCAUCCCACAGAAUGUAACUGGUCAGGAAUAUAUGGAAUAUUUCCGCGAUGGAUGUGGUUAUCCAGUGGAAGUUGGCGGACUUGGCGAUGACUACCUCGACUAUGUGAUAAAUGAAGUUCUUCCAGCUUUGAAGCUAUUGACCAACGAACGCAAUCAAUUCGAAAUUCGUAACAAUUUGGCUAUUGGCGGCUGCUCUUUGGGUGGACUUCUAGCUUGUCAUGCUCUUUGGACACGACCCAACACGUUUGGAAUGGGAUGGUGUAAAAGCUCUUCUUUCUGGUGGCCCACUGAGAUAAAUGUCGACAAUGGGUUCUAUUUUUUGAACCACACAAUCAAGAAGACUAAUCUGGGACCGAGGGCACCUCAGCGGAUUUACAUAGACGUUGGGGAAUUAGAAGAAGACCCCUAUUACGCACAAGUAAGCGCCGCUCUAACCGUCGUCGAAACCAUGUUAGCCAAUUCACCACAAUUCAGCAUGGACGAGUCAUUGUGGUUCACGUUGGCCAGUGGUCAAGUACACAGCAGCACCAACUGCAUGUCGCGAAUGUGGAACUCUUUGAGCCUGCUAAGUCCACCUGCAGGAGCGACUAGGAACCCGAAUCCUCCUAUGUGAGUUAGUCAUGCUCUACGAGGCUAGUUCUUUAACAGUAGACGUUGUGAGUGUGCAG
Molecule: messenger RNA, 1528 nt
Organism: Daphnia carinata
Lineage: Eukaryota; Metazoa; Arthropoda; Branchiopoda; Diplostraca; Daphniidae
Exons: 4
Coding region: 16-1473 (485 amino acids)
Source: RefSeq, a predicted model, not a curated record